Theobroma umbraticum is the source of this 1299-nucleotide messenger RNA. RefSeq names its product putative lactoylglutathione lyase, chloroplastic. The record is from RefSeq and is a predicted model, not a curated record. Gene Ontology annotation, cellular component: cytoplasm. Lineage: Eukaryota; Viridiplantae; Streptophyta; Magnoliopsida; Malvales; Malvaceae. Gene Ontology annotation, molecular function: lactoylglutathione lyase activity; metal ion binding.
GCAAGCCAGAGAAGUUUAUGACCAAAGAAAGCUCUGGAUAGUGUGUCGGACAGUCGGAUUAAGAAUAAGAUACUGGGAACAAACAUAAGGUAGAGGAAAUGCUGAUGGGAACAUUGCCAAUUGCAUCAGCUUCCUCCCUGAGUUUCUCAAGGAGGAGGCCUUCUUUCCCAUCAAACUCUUUUACACAUUCUUCUGUUUGUCAUAUACAUAACUGUUACAAUCACCGUCCUUCUCGAAGACUCGCUCUCUUUCAACUUGGCACUGCUAUCCCUCAGUCACAGUUGUUUGGUUCAAAAGCAGCUAAGUUAUUAAGAGUAGAAGGAAACUCAAUUGAGAGUACAUCUGGAAACAUGGCUACUGCUGUUAAGGAGAAAGAUGCAUUACAUUGGGUUCAAAAUGACAAAAGAAGAAUGCUUCAUGUUGUUUACCGUGUUGGUGAUUUGGCGAAGACUAUAAAGUUUUAUACUGAAUGCUUAGGAAUGAAGCUGUUAAGAAAACGUGACAUACCAGAGGAGAAAUAUUCAAAUGCUUUUCUUGGAUAUGGACCUGAAGAUUCUCAUUUUGUUGUUGAACUUACCUAUAAUUAUGGAGUUGACAAAUAUGACAUUGGAAAUGGAUUUGGUCAUUUUGGUAUUGCAGUAGAGGAUGUUGCGAAGACAGUAGAUCUAAUCAAAGCAAAGCGGGGCAAGGUUACCAGGGAACCUGGCUCUGUCAAAGGUGGGACUACAAUAAUUGCUUUUAUAGAAGAUCCAGACGGUUAUAAGUUUGAACUUUUAGAGAGGAGGCGUGCACCUGAGCCACUUUGUCAAGAAAUGCUUCGAGUUGGUGAUCUUGAUCGCUCUAUUAAUUUCUAUAAGAAGGGUUUUGGCAUGGAGCUUCUUCGUAAAAAAGAUAAUCCUGAGUAUAGGUAUACAAUAGCCGUGAUGGGCUAUGGUCCUGAAGAUAAAAACGCUGUGCUGGAACUAACGUACAACUAUGGGGUCACAGAAUAUGAUAAAGGAAAUGGUUAUGCACAGAUUGCAAUAGGCACGGAUGAUGUUUAUAAGACUGCAGAAGCAAUUAAGCUAUGUGGAGGAAAGAUUACUCGUGAGCCUGGGCCCUUGCCGGGCAUUAACACCAAGAUUACUGCUUGCCUGGAUCCAGAUGGCUGGAAAUCGGUAUGGCUGACAAUGAUUGAGCAUACGAUCCAUGGAAACAGUAAAGUCAAAAGGUUAAUAGUGCUAUAUAUAUUUUCUGGCUAGAUGAUGGACUUUAGAUGCGAUGGAACAACCUGUAGCUGCUCCAGCUGUUAGUGUCAUG